Molecule: messenger RNA, 3216 nt
Organism: Vigna radiata var. radiata (mung bean)
Lineage: Eukaryota; Viridiplantae; Streptophyta; Magnoliopsida; Fabales; Fabaceae
Product: telomere repeat-binding protein 5
Exons: 10
Coding region: 853-3024 (723 amino acids)
Source: RefSeq, a predicted model, not a curated record
GUUUUUGUUUCUCAAAAAUAUGCCGACUUUUUUUUUUUUUUUUUUUUCCUUCUUAAAUAUCGGGCUUAUCCUUGGGGUUUGACUUGUGGUUCUGGUGGUUCCGGAAGAAAAAAGUUUGAAUAUUGACCUAUGAUUUUAUAUAGGGGAACUGUUUCAUGGUUUUGGGAGAUGAAUUUUCAGUUUCUGAGACCAGACUUUCCUCUUUUACUUCUAUUAAUGAAUUCGAGCUUGUGAUGAUUUGAUCUCUGUGUUUCCGGCAUCACGUGAUGGGUUUUGGUUGUAAAUUGGUUGUUUUCCGACUUCAGUCUUCUUCCAUGAUUUUAGAUCUCUAUUGGUCUGAAUUUAGUUUAGUUCUCUUCUGGUGAACAUUACUGGAAUCUAGCCUCGUCUUUGUAUCCUUUUCUUGGUUUAACCUUCAUCUCUCAAUUUUUCUUUACCGACCUUUACUUUUUAAUUUCACAUUUGGACUUUUGAGGAAAUUGUUGCUUUAUGGGAGGAUUUAUUUAUUUUAUUUUUUUGCAAAUUGUAUCUUACACCCUGCUUCCUUAUUGUGUCUUCAUCUAAGUCUAUUUUCAAUGUUUACUUAUCUGUGCAAAGGUUUUGGCUUCUAGUUUUAGGCACUGAUUUUCCCAUUUGGUAAAAUGAUUACGUACAAUUAUUUAUAUACAUAUAUGUAAUCGAUAUCCUCAAGGUACUUUGAUCAAAUGGAAGUGACUGGUUUGUCUUCCCUAAGGCUUUAUAUUGAGACCGGUGGGAUCAAGCAACGUGUAGAGUUCAAGUUUAUUUACCAGUAUUGGACGGCUGAUGUUUCGUGUUUGAUCAAUCCUUAUAUUGGCAUGGUUCCUCUGAGAUAUGGUGUUGCAGAAGAGGUCAUAUUAUAGCUUUAAUGGACAACAGGUGCCAACCAAGCGCCGAGCUACUAGAUCAGCUAGGAGAAACGCUACAUUUCAAAGGUUGGAAGAGAAACAAAUGUGUGCAUUUGACUUAUUGGCCACCGUAGCUGACAAUUUAUUGCAAGGGAAACAGAAUCCUACCACAUGUAGUGAUAGUUCAUUGGAAAAAGAUAGGGAUGGAUUUGUAAAAGAGGAGUGCCAAGAUUUAAAUAAACCAUUAAAAACUGAGCUUUCUGAUGAAGCAAGUUGUGACAGAAGAUGUCAGCAUGACUUUGUUAAAGAAGGAUGCCCAGAUGAAAAUAAACCAUUAAAAGCUGAGCUUUCAGACGAAGGAAGUAGUGAUAGAAAAUGUUUCUCUAAUAUUUCUUCCCAAGUGUACAAUCAAAAUUGUUGUUUGAAGGAAUUCGCAGUUCAUGAAAUUGAAGGCCAUUCAUGCAUUGCUUCUAUAGUAACAAGUUCUAGUUGCUCAGAGAAGUUUGUUGCUGAAACACUGGUGGAUGGGAAAGGCCAAAAUGGAACUGAAAAUUUAGCUAGCAAAAUUGAAUUGGGUUCUUCUGGAAGUCCAGAGAGUAUUGGUUUCAAGUUAGAUGGUGAUGUAAGUAAAGUAAAAGAUGUUCAAUUUGGGAAGGCUCCCAUGGAUACUGGGACUGGGUUGUGCUGUUCUGAGGAUCACUUGGAUGAAAAACCUCCAGCACUGGUAAGUUCUUGUUGCAAUGCCAAGUUGUCUGGGUAUGACGACAGCAUGCCUCAUAGCUCAUUGUCCAAAGGUUGUGACAAUGUACUAGUAGAUAGUAGAGAUGAUGACGAAAACUUUUCUGGGUGUGCUCACCCUAGUACCAAAAUAAAGUCCUCUAGACCAAUUACUUGUAUAGAUGAUAGAAAAAUAAACAAAAGAUUGGCUUCAAAAUAUCUUAAAGUUGCUCAAGAAUCCAAGCCUGAUAAGUUAUCUAAUAGUGUAAUCUGUUUUUCAAUUGGCAACGUGUUAGUUUUGGAUGGAAAUUUGAAGCCAGUUUACAGCAAUAGGAAGAACUAUUACAAAAGCCAAAGAUCUGAAAUGAACAUUCCUUUCAAAAAGAGGAAACUUUUUAAAUGCUCUGAUACAAAUUCUAACGGAUAUAUCAGAAGUGGUGACACUUAUUUUUCACUCAAGAACGAAACGAAUCAAAGUGUUUCAUAUUCACCUUCCGGGAUGAGCAAAGAUCAUGGAACAUCAUCCUUGGGGCACUCUGCAUUACGGUCUAGAGAUUCUCAUGUGAAGCUUAGGAUCAAAUCAUUUAGAGUGCCCGAGCUUUUUAUUGAGAUUCCAGAAACUGCAACCAUUGGGUCCUUAAAGAGGACAGUGAUGGAGGCAGUGACUGCAGUACUCGGAGGUGGAUUGCGCGUUGGAGUGAUUCUCCAUGGGAAGAAAGUUAGAGAUGACAGUAAAACUCUACUCCAGACUGGAAUUUCUCGUGAUAACCACCUGGAUGCUUUGGGAUUCGCCUUAGAGCCUAAUUUUUCACAAAAUCUACCACCUGCUUGUGCAACUAAUUCUCUUCGCGUUCCUACUGCGGAUGUGCCUCAACCUUUUAUAGGGUAUCCUUCAAUUCCUGCUGUAAUUCAUCAAAGGAUUCAGGGGUUUUCUAGCAUGUUAGCUGAGCAUCAAGCAACAGGUUUAGGUAACCUCGUCGAAAGUGAUCAUGAUUCAGCUCCUUCUCCCAUCAACACAUCAGGUGAAAAAAAAAUUUCAGAUUCCAAAGAACUUAUUCCUGAAAUGGGUAUGGAGGCACUAGCUGUGCUACCUGGGCAUCAAAAGUCAAAGCGAACCGAAAUCGCACAGCGCCGUAUUCGUAGGCCUUUUUCUGUUGCUGAAGUGGAAGCAUUGGUUCAAGCAGUUGAGAAACUUGGAACUGGAAGGUGGCGUGAUGUUAAGCUUCGUGCUUUUGAUAAUGCAAAGCAUCGAACAUACGUGGAUUUGAAGGAUAAAUGGAAAACACUGGUGCACACUGCAAGAAUAUCCCCUCAGCAAAGGAGGGGAGAGCCUGUUCCUCAGGAACUUUUGGAUAGGGUUCUAAUUGCCCACGCAUAUUGGUCCCAGCAGCAGACUAAGCAACAGCUCAAGCACCAUUCAAAACCUUGCCUUCUCCUUUAAGGCCUUGAUGACUUUGUAGAUCGAUUGUUAAAAGUAUCUUCUGUCAUUUGUAUUUAUUUAUCACUUUGUUUUUUAGUACUGUGCCACACUUCAUCUACCAUGUAAACAAUUUUAACAAGUGAUUCCUGUAGAGAAUUUGCGUAACAGGUUAUCCACUCCGAAGUGAUGAUACAACUUUAUCUGCAAAUUCAA